This is a messenger RNA of Phasianus colchicus (ring-necked pheasant), 1088 nucleotides long. It is a transcript of the gene TMEM41A, whose product is annotated as transmembrane protein 41A. Lineage: Eukaryota; Metazoa; Chordata; Aves; Galliformes; Phasianidae. The record is from RefSeq and is a predicted model, not a curated record.
GGCACACUCCGCCCCCCCCCUUCCGCACACGCGCACAGCGGCCGCCCUGCGCAUGCGCGGCGCUCCGUGUCGAUCGCGGUGCCGCGAUGUGGCGGCGGCCGGCCGGGUUGCUGUUGGUGUUCGCGGGCUCCACGGCCGCGCUGUGGCUGCUGUCGGCGCGGCUGGGCGCGGGGCAGGCGGGCAGGCAGCUGCGCUUCCCUUCGGACCUGGAGGAGCUGCGGGAGCUGACCGACGCGCUGCGGGACUACGAGCGGCGGCACCGCGGGGCUGCCGUGCUUCUGUUCUGCGCCGCCUAUCUCUACAAGCAGAGCUUCGCCAUCCCCGGCUCCAGCCUGCUGAACGUUCUGGCCGGAGCGCUGUUCGGGCCGUGGGUCGGGCUGCUGCUCUGCUCCGCUUUGACGUCCCUGGGAGCCACCUGCUGCUAUCUGCUGUCCGGAGCCUUUGGGAAGCGUUUGGUGGUGAGCUGCUUUCCGGAUAAAGUGGCUCUGUUGCAGAGAAAGGUCGAAGAGAACAGGAGCUGCUUGUUUUUCUUCCUCUUGUUCCUGAGGCUGUUCCCCAUGACACCAAACUGGUUUCUGAAUCUCUCGGCUCCCAUUCUGAACAUCCCCCUGUCCCAGUUCUUCUUCUCCGUUCUCAUCGGUCUUACACCCUAUAACUUCAUCUGCGUACAGACAGGAGCCAUUCUGUCACAAAUCAACUCUCUGGAUGCCAUUUUCUCUUGGGACACACUGCUCAAGCUGCUUCUAAUGGCCAUGGCAGCAUUGAUCCCAGGGACUCUGAUCAAGAAAUACAGCAAGAAGCACUUAAAGCUGGAUGAAGACGAGCACGCUCCAUUACUCAAUGGCAAAAAGAGCAUGUGAUGGCUCAGAUGGCCCAGGUGCUAGGGGACUGCUUCACAAAAGCUGCAGGUCUCUGUUCCUGUGGGUUAUAUUCUGCAUGCUCUGUGUCCUUGUGGACCAUGGAUAAUUGCAGCUUUUACUCUUCUCCUCAUCUAAGAGGAGGUGUAACGUUCUCCUUUUUAAUUAAUGUUUUAUCGUGCAUGGAUCUGCACUGAAAAUGUAAUAGAAGGAAACUUGGUGAACACUGGA